CAGGAAAAACAAGAAACUCACAUGAAUUCACCUACUUAAAUAAAUUAACAUAAGGAGCUAUGUUAAAAUCUACACCAUCUUCCAAAGUUAAUGGCUGAAGUGAACAUCUCCUAUGUCAGUGAGUUCAUUCUCAAGGGGAUCACGGACCAGCCAGAACUCCAAGUCCCAUGUUUUGUGAUGUUUUUGACAAUCUAUCUAGUCACAGUUUUAGGCAACCUUGGGUUGAUUGUCAUAAUCAGGGUUGACUCUCGACUCCACACACCUAUGUACUUCUUCCUCAGUCACUUAGCCUUUGUUGACCUUUGUUACUCAUCUGCUAUCACACCAAAGAUGAUGGUGAACUUCAUUGUAGAGUGCAACACUAUCCCUUUCUAUGCUUGUGCAACACAGCUGGGCUGUUUUCUUACCUUCAUGAUCACAGAGUGUUUCCUUCUGGCUUCUAUGGCCUAUGAUCGCUAUGUGGCCAUCUGUAGCCCCCUGCAUUAUUCAACACUGAUGUCUAAGAGAGUGUGCAUUCAAUUAGUGGCAGUUCCUUAUGUGUAUAGCUUUCUAGUUGCCCUUUUCCAUACAAUCAUCACUUUUCACUUGACAUACUGUGGGCCUAAUAUAAUCAACCAUUUCUACUGUGAUGACCUUCCUCUCUUAGCUCUGUCCUGCUCAGACACGCACAUGAAGGAAAUUCUCAUCUUUGCUUUUGCUGGCUUUGAUAUGAUCUGUUCCUCUUCCAUAGUUCUUACUUCCUACCUCUUUAUCAUUGCUGCCAUCCUGAGAAUCCGCUCUACCCAGGGAAGACGCAAGGCCAUCUCUACCUGCGGUUCUCACAUGGUAGCUGUUACUAUUUUCUAUGGUACACUCAUCUUCAUGUAUCUACAGCCCAAAUCCAACCAUUCCCUGGACACAGACAAAAUGGCUUCAGUGUUUUACACAGUGGUAAUUCCCAUGUUGAACCCCCUCAUCUACAGUCUUAGGAACAAAGAGGUGAAAGAUGCCUCUAAGAAAGCUUUAGAUAAAGGGUAUGAGACCUUAAAAAUACUAAAAUUCAGUAAAUAAUGACUUCAUUUUUUAUUAUGUAUGAGUGGAAAAAUAAACCAAAUUUUUAUUGCAAUUUUUCCCAAGUAGUUAAAAACAUAUCUUACUUUAAUAGUAUUAGACUUUUUCUCUGAGGAUACAAGUAGAUCAUGGUAAUUCAAUGUGAUAAAUC
This is a messenger RNA of Arvicanthis niloticus (Nile rat), 1201 nucleotides long. The record is from RefSeq and is a predicted model, not a curated record. Lineage: Eukaryota; Metazoa; Chordata; Mammalia; Rodentia; Muridae.